Messenger RNA from Homarus americanus (American lobster), 1343 nucleotides. Its product is annotated as rhodopsin-like. Gene Ontology annotation, biological process: phototransduction; G protein-coupled receptor signaling pathway; visual perception. Gene Ontology annotation, cellular component: membrane. Bases 117 to 1244 code for a protein of 375 amino acids. Gene Ontology annotation, molecular function: G protein-coupled receptor activity. The transcript has 2 exons. The record is from RefSeq and is a predicted model, not a curated record. NCBI's taxonomy places the organism in Eukaryota, Metazoa, Arthropoda, Malacostraca, Decapoda, Nephropidae.
AGACGUGAGGGGUACAUAAGACCAUGCACCCUGGUCAGUCUCCAGCAGACGGCAGCAGCAGCUGUACUCUCGACUAAACGGCACUCGAGUUCUCCCCACUACAACACAUCGCCAAGAUGAGUUAUUGGGAUAAUCCAUCCGACUACGCGAGCGGCGGCCCGUCCACCAACCCUUAUGGAAACUACACGGUCGUUGACUCGGCUGCCCCGGAAAUCCUCCACAUGGUGGAUCCUCAUUGGUACCAGUACCCUCCCAUGAACCCCCUCUGGUAUGGCCUGCUCGCACUAUGGAUGUUUGUUAUGGGCACCCUGUCUGUCUGCGGCAACAGUAUCGUCAUCUGGGUCUUCAUGACCACUAAGGCCCUCCGUACUCCAGCCAACCUACUCGUCGUCAACUUGGCCAUUUCCGAUUUCUUCAUGAUGUUCUGCAUGUGCCCACCCUUGCUCAUUAAUUGCUAUUAUCAGACAUGGGUUUGGGGUGCAUUUGCAUGCGAAGUUUAUGGGUGCAUUGGUUCCACUGUUGGCACCUGUUCUAUCUUCUGCAUGGUCUUCAUCACAUUGGACCGCUAUAAUGUCAUCGUCAAGGGCGUCUCUGCUACUCCUCUUACCACUAAUGGAGCCAUGCUGAGAAACCUCUUCAGUUGGGUAACGUCCAUUGGCUGGUGCUUGCCACCAUUUUUUGGCUUUAAUGCUUACGUCCCCGAAGGCAACUUGAUUGCUUGCGGCACUGACUAUCUCAAAGAGUCACUCCCUUAUCACCUGUACCUUUACUUAUAUUCCGUAUGGUGUUACUUCCUUCCUCUCGUUAUCAUCGUUUAUUGCUACACCUACAUCGUCGCAGCUGUCUCUGCUCACGAAAGACAGAUGCGUGAACAGGCUAAGAAGAUGGGUGUCAAGUCUCUCAGGAGUGAAGAAACAAAGAAGACCUCUAAUGAGUGCCGUCUGGCCAAGGUUGCUCUGACGACAGUGUCCCUGUGGUUCAUCGCGUGGACCCCAUACCUUAUCAUCAACUGGGCUGGCAUGAUCAACAAGCCUUCUGUGAGUCCUCUCCUAACCAUCUGGGGAUCCGUCUUCGCUAAGGCUAACGCCGUCUACAACCCCAUUGUGUACGCCAUCAGCCACCCUAAGUACCGAGCUGCCCUGGAGAAGAAGCUGCCCUGCUUGUCCUGCGCAACGGAAGGUCGUGAGUCUCAGGAAGACACAACUUCCACUGCCACUACGAACGAAAAGUCAGAAAGUGCUUAAGAGACCUUCGGUUUUUCAAACGAACGUUAUGAUACGAUUUAUGAAUCCUUAAUUCUUACAGCUGUAUGUACCUUUUAAAAUAUCCAAGCAAUUAAAGAA